CUCGCCCCUUCCCGCUGUUCUCUCUCUCUCCAUCCGUUGCGAUCGUGUCUUCCACCGGCAGCAUCCUCUCCGUCCGGCGACCGCUGCUUUCUCUCCUUAACCGGUGGCAUUCUCUCCUCGUCCGCUGUUCUCUCUCUAAAAUCAGGUCAUGGCUGAACAAGAACCAUCACCCUUAACUUAUGUUCCUGAAACUGUAUUAAAGAAGAGGAAGGAUAAUGAGCAGGCAGUAAUUAGAAGGAAAGAGCAAGCUGAAGCUCGGAAACUAAGGAGCAAAGAGAACCGUAAAUUACAAUUUAAGCGGGCUGAACAGUUCAUUAAGGAGUACAGACUGCAGGAGCUGGAUAGCUUCAGAUUGAAGCGAAACAAGAAAAGGCAAAAAUCAUCCCACGAGACACCUGAAUCCAGAUUGUUGUUUGUAACACGUAUUGGCGGGACAAAUGAUAUGCAUCCAAAAACAAAGAAAAUCCUUUAUCUAUUGCGCCUAAGGAAGUUAUUCUAUGGUGUCUUUAUCAUUUUGAACAACAAGACGGCAAAACUAUUGAAAGUGGUGGAACCUUAUGUUACGUAUGGAUAUCCUAACUUAAGGAGCAUAAAGGAGCUGAUCUUGAAAAAGGGAGUUGGCAGGAUAAACAAGGAGAGAAUCCCACUCACAGAUAACUCCAUCAUUGAGAAGGCAUUGGGAAAACAUGGCAUCAUUUGCAUCGAAGAUCUCGUUCAUGAGAUUGCUUCAGUGGGAUCUCAUUUCAUGGAAGCCAGCAGCUUCCUUCAGCCAUUCAAGCUGCGUGCACCUGAUGGUGGCCUGCAGAGGAUGAAAAAACAUUUCAAGGAUGGUGGUGAUGCUGGAAACAGAGAAGAUCUAAUCAAUGAUCUUAUUCAGAAGAUGAAUUGAGAAAUGUUACUUCAAGUGUUCUUACUUGACAGAGCUUUGGGUAAAGGUAUCGGGUGGCUACUUGGGUGCAUUGCUUGGAUGAAAGUGAUAUCUGAAAACUUUGCUAUAAAAUAUGGCUCCUCUUUUUCCGAUCGAUGUUCAAGAUUUUGAAUUUUGUUAGAGUCUAUCCAUCAAUGAUGGUUGUUCUGGAUUUGCA
Nymphaea colorata (pocket water lily) is the source of this 1085-nucleotide messenger RNA. RefSeq names its product 60S ribosomal protein L7-2-like. Gene Ontology annotation, cellular component: cytosolic large ribosomal subunit. Bases 149 to 889 code for a protein of 246 amino acids. Lineage: Eukaryota; Viridiplantae; Streptophyta; Magnoliopsida; Nymphaeales; Nymphaeaceae. The record is from RefSeq and is a predicted model, not a curated record. Gene Ontology annotation, biological process: maturation of LSU-rRNA from tricistronic rRNA transcript (SSU-rRNA, 5.8S rRNA, LSU-rRNA). Gene Ontology annotation, molecular function: RNA binding; structural constituent of ribosome. The transcript has 6 exons.